Lingula anatina is the source of this 624-nucleotide messenger RNA. Its product is annotated as ral guanine nucleotide dissociation stimulator-like 1. The record is from RefSeq and is a predicted model, not a curated record. Gene Ontology annotation, biological process: Ras protein signal transduction. Gene Ontology annotation, cellular component: plasma membrane. NCBI's taxonomy places the organism in Eukaryota, Metazoa, Brachiopoda, Lingulata, Lingulida, Lingulidae. Gene Ontology annotation, molecular function: guanyl-nucleotide exchange factor activity.
AUGAAUGGCAAUAUUGACUUCCACCUCAAUCUUUGUGAUGAAGUUGACUUCAUGAUAGACACAGAGUAUCAGAAACCUCUAGACUUCAUGUCAAUUCCAAACGCCAUGUUUGCCCAGCAGCUUACGUAUAUGGACGCGCAAUUAUUCAAGAAGGUCCUUCCCCACCAUUGCUUGGGGUCAGUGUGGUCAAAUCGGAAGGACAAGAAGAAACUAGAUGCCCCCUCAGUGGUGGCCACUGUGGACCAGUUUAACAGAGUGUCCUACCGAGUCAUAGCAACAGUGCUUAAACAGCCAGACAUGAAGGCAUCGCAGAGAGCUAAGAUCAUUGCAAAGUGGAUAGAUAUAGCACAGGAGCUGCGUGUGUUAAAGAACUUCUCUUCAUUAAAAGCCAUUGUCUCAGGUUUACAAUCUAAUUCUGUCUUCCGCCUGAAGCGGGUAUGGUCCAUGCUGCCCAAGGCCAUGCUUCAUGGUGGUGACAAUGACAGCACAGGGGUGAUAGCAGGUGCAUGCUAUGGUGCUAUGUAUGGCUUUCAGGGGGUACCAGAAAACCAUUACAAAAAACUAGAAUACCGAGAUAGACUGGAGAAGGUAGCCGAACAGCUAUAUCAACUGGCUAAUAACUGA